CCAGGCACCAGGCGUCAGGGCAACCAAGUCGACAGGAAUCUCGUGGGUCUUAUACAGUCACUUUAUCACUCCCAUUAGCAAGCGAGAAGGCAGUGAAGUUUACUUUAUUCUGCAUUUCACUUCAAUUACAUAGAUUAGUGUGUACUUGUGACGUCUGAUCUAGUUGGAAACACGUCAAAAAGUGAAAUAUAAUGGAGGAUACUGAAAGAAAGAAAACAAUGAUCGCAGCGCGUGAAAGAGGUCCUGGGCCUGGUAGAUAUGGACUUCCUAGUACGGUUGGGUUCAAAGGACAUGACUUCACAAAACAUCAAAAGCCUUCGUAUUCAUUCGGAAUGAGACUAGACAAUUCAAUGUUCUCUAAGGAUGUAAGUCCUGGACCAAAAUACCUGAUAGAAUCUCGUUAUACAAGGCAUGGACCGGAAGGCGAACCUAAAUAUUCGAUGCUUGCAAGACAGCCAGAAUUAAGGGGUUUUAAAACACCUGGCCCGGGCACAUAUGACAAUCAACGGGUGCAUCCCCAGGGUGAAAGACACGCCCCUAAGUAUUCCAUGUCUAUGCGCACACGAUUUAGGAAGCGAGAUGCAAAUCCAGCUCCCAAUGCGUAUUCCUUACCCCAACUAGUAGGACCCAAGGUAAUCAAUAAAAAUGCAAGUUCAGCUUACUCCAUGACAGGGCGUUCUAAAAUUAACGGAUUUGAUGAAGAUUUGGCCCGAACUCCGGGCCCAGCGAAAUACGAUGUUACUAGUCCCAAUGUAAGCCGAACAAAACAACCCCUUUAUUCCAUGCUAGGGCGAAACGAAAUGCCUGGCGAUAAUACCCGAAAACCUGGUCCCGGUGCUCACUCUCCAGAAAAGGUAUACAUAAAUAAAACCAGAGCUCCAGCAUGUUCGAUAGGCAUCCGGCAUUCCGAAUUUAUUACUCCUCUGAUCAUAGACGUUCUUGACUGAUGUGCAUUUUUAUGCCAUUUCGAAAAACAGGGUUGUGUUGACCAAACAAAAAUUUAUCGAUUGUGAAAAGAAAAGUUAGUGAUAUGUAAAUUUUUUUCUUUUGUCGUAUUCUUCAAAAAAACUAUUAAAUUAUAAUAUUAUCAAGUGUUUGAAAUUAUGUUUUGAUACCUCUAAAAUAGUGAUUUUGUUUAUAAUUUUAAAUAAGUAUCAAACCCUAUGCCCUUAGCGUUAAACACGAGUUAAGUUAUAAGAAUGGUCUUAUGGCAAUGUUCUUUAGGAACUAAUGUAAAACAUUUACAAAAUUUAUCAUUUGAAAUUAAGAUUGCUGUAAUAAUAAUUUAUAAACAUUUUUUUCUUUUGAAUGCACUUAGCCGUCCAUGACCAAAAGCCAUACCUUUUCACCAUUGAGAUUCAUUUCCAUAUUUAAAAAAAUUAAGCCGUACAUAAUUAUCGUGAGUAGAAUUUUAUCAAGAUUAAUCCGCCCAUUAGUAGAAUUUUGAUUGGCCUCCAAUUUUGAGCCAGAUACAAAAUGUAUAUCCGAAUUGAAUACUUUAUAGUGUCCGUCUUGUUCAUAUUAACCGUCCAUACAUUGUAAACUUUAUAUAACAGAAUUUUUAUAGUUGUUUCAUGUAUAGUAUGUUUCACUUUUCUUAGUGGUCCUUAUACUUUGACUUAGCUGAAUGUUUGUCCGACUUUAUUAGAAUAUUAUCAUCUUCAAUGAAAUUUUUUCUUUGUGAAAAAUAAAAUAUUUCUUUUCCAUCGAAGUACGUUGCUGAUCAUUUUAUUUUUUUUGCAUGCUAAUAAAUUUUAUCAAGCUUCGUUGAACUUUAUGUAACUGCUGAUUUACAUAUGGCGUUAGAAUAGCUAUCAUAACAU
Molecule: messenger RNA, 1823 nt
Organism: Styela clava
Lineage: Eukaryota; Metazoa; Chordata; Ascidiacea; Stolidobranchia; Styelidae
Source: RefSeq, a predicted model, not a curated record